Choloepus didactylus (southern two-toed sloth) is the source of this 8001-nucleotide messenger RNA. RefSeq names its product spectrin beta, non-erythrocytic 2 (gene SPTBN2). Lineage: Eukaryota; Metazoa; Chordata; Mammalia; Pilosa; Megalonychidae. Gene Ontology annotation, biological process: actin cytoskeleton organization. The transcript has 36 exons. Bases 184 to 7377 code for a protein of 2397 amino acids. Gene Ontology annotation, cellular component: spectrin; cell projection; cell junction. Gene Ontology annotation, molecular function: actin filament binding; structural constituent of cytoskeleton; phospholipid binding. The record is from RefSeq and is a predicted model, not a curated record.
GGCGCCCAGGUCAGGCAUCCCAGAACGCUUUCCCCCGUCCACGGGGCUUCCAUCACCCCCGAAUCCCCACCGCCUGUCUGGGUCCCAGCACAGGCUCCAGCGGGGAGUGGACACUGGGUCCUGCCCCAGGCAGGGAGAGAAUGGACUCGAGGCCGCGGGCUCUGUAGAGGAGGCAGCGGCACCAUGAAUGGCGAUGGGCUGAGCUGGGUGCGUGGGAACGGCCUGAAUGGGGAUGGGGAGUUUUACUACGAGGCUGGGGAGCAGUCCCAGAACCCCGGGGGCCUCCUGCUCUCACCGGCCGCCUUCAUCAACCCCGCUCAGUACGCCAGCGUGCUGGAAGGACGCUUCAAGCAGCUUCAAGAUGAGCGUGAAGCCGUGCAGAAGAAAACCUUCACCAAAUGGGUGAACUCGCACCUGGCCCGGGUGACCUGCCGGGUGGGAGACCUGUACAGCGACCUCCGGGAUGGACACAAUCUUCUCAGGCUCCUCGAGGUGCUCUCUGGAGAGACUCUGCCAAAGCCCACCAAGGGACGCAUGCGGAUCCACUGCCUGGAGAAUGUCGACAAAGCACUGCAGUUCCUGAAGGAGCAGAAGGUGCACCUGGAAAACAUGGGCUCCCACGACAUCGUGGACGGAAACCACCGGCUGACCCUUGGGCUGGUCUGGACCAUCAUCCUGAGGUUCCAGAUCCAAGACAUCAGUGUGGAAACAGAAGACAACAAGGAGAAGAAGUCAGCCAAGGACGCCUUGCUGCUGUGGUGCCAGAUGAAGACUGCAGGGUACCCCAACGUCAACGUGCACAACUUCACCACCAGCUGGAGAGACGGACUGGCCUUCAACGCCAUCGUUCAUAAACACCGGCCAGACCUGCUGGAUUUUGAGUCCCUGAAGAAGUGUAAUGCACACUAUAACCUGCAGAAUGCUUUCAAUCUUGCUGAAAAGGAGCUGGGGCUUACCAAACUUCUGGAUCCUGAAGAUGUGAAUGUGGACCAACCGGAUGAGAAAUCGAUCAUUACCUAUGUGGCUACUUACUACCACUACUUCUCCAAAAUGAAGGCUCUGGCUGUGGAAGGCAAAAGAAUUGGCAAGGUGCUGGACCAAGCCGUGGAGGCCGAGCGGCUGGUGGAGAAGUAUGAGUCCCUGGCCUCAGAGCUGCUGCAGUGGAUCGAACAGACCAUCGUCACCCUCAACGACCGGCAGCUGGCCAACUCCCUGAGCGGGGUCCAGAACCAGCUGCAGUCCUUCAACUCCUACCGCACUGUGGAGAAGCCACCCAAGUUCACCGAGAAAGGGAACUUGGAAGUGCUGCUUUUCACCAUCCAGAGCAAGCUGCGUGCCAACAACCAGAAGGUCUACACGCCCCGCGAGGGCCGGCUCAUCUCCGACAUCAAUAAGGCUUGGGAGCGGCUGGAGAAAGCUGAGCACGAGCGCGAGCUGGCCCUGCGCACCGAGCUGAUCCGCCAGGAGAAGCUGGAGCAGCUGGCCGCCCGCUUCGACCGCAAGGCCGCCAUGCGGGAGACCUGGCUCAGUGAAAACCAGCGCCUUGUGUCCCAGGACAACUUUGGGCUGGAGCUGGCCGCGGUCGAGGCAGCGGUGCGGAAACACGAAGCCAUCGAGACGGACAUCGUGGCCUACAGCGGCCGGGUGCAGGCGGUGGACGCUGUGGCCGCGGAGCUGGCCGCCGAGCGCUACCACGACAUCAAACGCAUUGCUGCGCGGCAGCACAACGUGGCACGGCUCUGGGACUUCCUGCGGCAGAUGGUGGCCGCCCGGCGGGAACGGCUGCUCCUCAACCUGGAGCUGCAGAAGGUGUUUCAGGACCUGCUCUACCUCAUGGACUGGAUGGAGGAGAUGAAGGGCCGGCUGCAGUCUCAGGACCUGGGCAAGCACCUGGCGGGGGUGGAGGACCUGCUGCAGCUGCAUGAGCUGGUGGAAGCGGACAUUGGCGUGCAGGCCGAGCGGGUGCGGGCCAUCAGCGCAUCCGCGCUGCGCUUCUGCGACCCGGAGAAAGAGUACAAGCCGUGCGACCCGCAGCUGGUGUCCGAGCGGGUGGCCGCCCUGGAGCGGAGCUACGAGGUGCUGUGCGAGCUGGCGGCGGCGCGGCGGGCCCGGCUGGAGGAGUCCCGGCGCCUGUGGCGUUUCCUUUGGGAGGUGGGCGAGGCUGAGGCCUGGGUGCGGGAGCAGCAGCACCUCCUGGCCUCGGCCGACACGGGCCGGGACCUCACGGGCGUCCUGCGCCUGCUCCACAAGCACGCGGCCCUGCGGGGCGAGAUGAGCGGCCGCCUGGGGCCCCUGAAGCUCACGCUGGAGCAGGGCCGGCAGCUGGAGGCCGAGGGCCACCCCGGGGCGGGGCAGGCAGCCGCCCGCGCGGCCGAGCUCCAGGCGCAGUGGGAGCGGCUGGAGGCGCUGGCGGAGGAGCGGGCCCAGCGGCUCGCCCAGGCCGCCAGCCUCUACCAGUUCCAGGCCGACGCCAACGACAUGGAGGCCUGGCUGGUGGACGCGCUGCGCCUCGUGUCCAGCCCCGAGCUGGGGCACGACGAGUUCUCCACGCAGGCCCUGGCCCGGCAGCACCGGGCCCUGGAGGAGGAGGUCCGAGGCCGCCGGCCCACCCUGGACGCCCUGCAGGAGCAGGCCGCAGCCCUGCCUCCCGCGCUGAGCCUCGCGUCCGAGGUGCGGGGCAGGGUGCCCACCCUGGAGAAGCACUACAAGGAGCUGCAGGAGCGGGCGGGCGAGCGGGCACGGGCGCUGGAGGCAGCCCUGGCGCUCUACACCAUGCUCAGCGAGGCCGGGGCCUGCGGGCUCUGGGUGGAGGAGAAGGAGCAGUGGCUCAACGGGCUGGCCCUGCCCGAGCGCCUGGAGGAUCUGGAGGUCGUGCAGCAAAGGUUCGAGACCCUGGAGCCCGAGAUGAACGCCCUUGCCACGCGGAUUACUGCUGUGAAUGACAUCGCUGCACAGCUGCUGAAGGCUAGUGGCCCGAGCAGGGACAGCAUCGAGGACACCCAGAGGCAACUCAACCACAGGUGGCAGCAGUUUCGGUCCCUGGCAGACGGCAAGAAGGCAGCACUGACGUCGGCCCUGAGCAUCCAGAACUACCACCUAGAGUGCACGGAAACCCAGGCCUGGAUGAGAGAGAAGACCAAGGUCAUCGAGUCCACGCAGGGCCUGGGCAACGACCUGGCCGGGGUGCUGGCGCUGCAGCGUAAGCUGGCCGGCACCGAGCGGGACCUGGAGGCCAUUGCCGCCCGGGUGGCUGAACUGACGCGAGAGGCGAACGCCCUGGCUGCCAGCCACCCGGCCCAAGCCCCCGCCAUCAACGCCCGGCUCGGAGAGGUGCAAGCUGGCUGGGAGGACCUCAGGGCCACCAUGCGGCGUCGCGAGGAGUCUCUGGGUGAGGCGCGGCGGCUCCAGGACUUCCUGCGCAGCUUGGACGACUUCCAGGCCUGGCUGGGCCGCACGCAGACCGCGGUGGCCUCUGAAGAAGGGCCGGCCACGCUGCCCGAGGCAGAGGCCCUCCUGGCCCAGCACGCAGCCCUGCGGGGCGAGGUGGAGCGGGCCCAGGGCGAGUACAGCAGGCUGCGGGCCCUGGGUGAGGAGGUGACCCGGGACCAGGCUGAUCCCCAGUGCCUUUUCCUACGGCAGCGGCUGGAGGCCCUAGGAACUGGCUGGGAGGAGCUGGGCCGCAUGUGGGAGAGCCGGCAAGGCCGCCUGGCCCAAGCCCAUGGCUUCCAGGGGUUCCUGCGGGACGCUCGCCAAGCUGAGAGCGUGCUCAGCAGCCAGGAAUAUGUUCUGUCCCACACGGAGAUGCCGGGAACACUCCAAGCAGCUGAUGCCGCUAUAAAGAAACUGGAAGACUUCAUGAACACCAUGGACGCCAAUGGCGAGCGUAUCCGCGGGCUCCUGGAGGCUGGGCGUCAGCUGGUGUCUGCGGGCAACAUCCAUGCUGAGAAGAUCCAAGAGAAGGCGGACUCCAUCGAGAGGAGACACAGAAAGAAUCAAGAAGCAGUGCAGCAGCUUUUGGGCCGUCUUCGGGAUAAUCGAGAGCAGCAGCAUUUCUUACAAGAUUGUCACGAGCUGAAACUCUGGAUCGACGAGAAGAUGCUGACAGCCCAGGACGUGUCCUACGACGAGGCCCGAAACCUACAUACCAAGUGGCAGAAGCACCAGGCGUUCAUGGCUGAGCUGGCCGCAAACAAGGACUGGUUGGACAAGGUGGACAAGGAAGGGUGGGAGCUGACCCUGGAGAAGCCAGACCUGAAAGCCCUGGUGUCAGGGAAGCUGGAGGACCUGCACAAGCGCUGGGACGAGCUGGAGACCACCACCCAGGCCAAGGCCCGCAGUCUCUUUGAUGCCAACCGAGCCGAGCUGUUUGCCCAGAGCUGCUCGGCCCUGGAGAGCUGGAUGGAGAGCCUACAGGCCCAGCUGCACUCGGAUGACUACGGCAAGGACCUGACCAGUGUCAACAUCCUGCUCAAGAAACAGCAGAUGCUGGAGCGGGAGAUGGCCGUGAGAGAGAAGGAGGUGGAGGCCAUCCAGGCCCAGGCCAAGGCCCUGGCCCAGGAAGACCGGGGUGCAGGGGAGGUGGAGAGGACCUCGAGGGCCGUGGAGGAGAAGUUCCGGGCCCUGUGCCAGCCCAUGAAGGAGCGCUGCCAGCGCCUGCAGGCCUCUCGCGAGCAGCACCAGUUCCACCGGGACGUGGAGGAUGAGAUCCUGUGGGUGACGGAGCGGCUGCCCAUGGCCAGCUCCAUGGAACACGGCAAGGAUCUGCCCAGUGUCCAGCUCCUCAUGAAGAAAAACCAGACCCUCCAGAAGGAGAUCCAGGGCCACGAGCCCCGGAUUGCAGACCUGACGGGGCGGCAGCGGGCUCUGGGCACGGCAGCGGCAGGCCCGGAGCUGGCGGAGCUGCAGGAAAUGUGGAAGCACCUGAGCCAGGAGCUGGAGCUCCGAGGCAGGCGGCUCGAGGGGGCCCUGCGGGCCCAGCAGUUCUACCGCGAUGCUGCCGAGGCCGAGGCCUGGAUGGGCGAGCAGGAGCUGCACAUGAUGGGCCAGGAGAAGGCCAAGGAUGAGCCAAGUGCCCAGGCUGAGGUGAAGCAGCAUCAGGUGCUGGAGCAAGCCCUGGCCGGCUACGCCCAGACCAUCCACCAGCUGGCAGCCAGCAGCCAGGACUUGAUUGACCACGACCACCCGGAGAGCACGCGGCUGUCGAUCCGCCAAGCCCAGGUGGACAAGCUGUACGCCGGCCUGAAGGAGCUGGCCGGGGAGCGGCGGGAGCGCCUGCAGGAGCACCUCCGGCUGUGCCAGCUCCGCCGCGAGCUCGACGACCUGGAGCAGUGGAUCCAGGAGCGCGAGGUGGUGGCGGCCUCCCAUGAGCUCGGCCAGGACUACGAGCACGUGACCAUGCUCCGGGACAAAUUCCGGGAGUUCUCCCGGGACACGAGCACCAUCGGUCAGGAGCGCGUGGACAGUGCCAACAAGCUGGCCAACGGGCUCAUUGCGGGGGGCCACGCCGCCCGGGCCACGGUGGCCGAGUGGAAGGACGGUCUCAACGAGGCCUGGGCUGACCUGCUCGAGCUGCUGGACACGCGGGGCCAGGUGCUGGCCGCAGCGCACGAGCUGCAGCGCUUCCUGCACGGGGCGCGCCAGGCCCUGGCGCGGGUGCAGCACAAGCAGCAGCAGCUGCCGGACGGGACAGGCCGCGACCUCAACACCGCUGAGGCCCUGCAGCGUCGCCACUGUGCCUACGAGCACGACAUCCAGGCCCUCAGCGCCCAGGUCCAGCAGGUUCAGGACGACGGCCGCCGGCUGCAGAAGGCCUACGCCGGGGACAAGGCCGAGGAGAUCGGCCGCAACAUGCAGGCCGUGGCCGAGGCCUGGGCCCAGCUCCAGGGGAGCUCCGCUGCCCGCCGCCAGCUGCUGCUGGACACCACGGACAAGUUCCGCUUCCUCAAGGCCGUGCGGGAGCUGAUGCUGUGGAUGGAUGGGGUCCACCUGCAGAUGGACGCCCAGGAGCGGCCCCGGGACGUGUCCUCAGCGGAUCUGGUCAUCAAAAAUCAUCAGGGCAUCAAGGCCGAGAUCGAGGCCAGGGCGGACCGCUUCUCGUCCUGCAUCACCAUGGGGCAGGAGCUGCUCGCCAGGAGCCACCACGCGGCCGAGGAGAUCUCAGAGAAGCUGUCCCAGCUUCAGGCCCGCCGGCAGGACACAGCCGACAAGUGGCAGGAGAAGAUGGAGUGGCUGCAGCUGGUCCUGGAGGUGCUCGUGUUUGGCAGAGACGCGGGGAUGGCGGAGGCCUGGCUGUGCAGCCAGGAGCCGUUGGUGCGCAGUGCCGAGCUGGGCUGCACGGUGGAUGAAGUCGAGAGCCUCAUCAAGCGGCACGAAGCCUUCCAGAAGUCGGCGGUGGCCUGGGAGGAGCGUUUCAGUGCGCUGGAGAAGCUCACUGCGCUGGAGGAGCAGGAGAAGGAGCGGAAAAGAAAGAGGGAGGAGGAGGAACGGAGAAGACGGCCUCCGGCUCCGGAACCCACAGCCAGUUUGCCCGAAGGGGAGCGGGUGGACGGCCAGGCGGCUCCUGAGGCCACCUGGGACGGAGCCCACCCACGGCUGCCAUCCUCCCCACCACACCCUACCAUUAACGGAGUCUGCACAGAUGCAGAAUCCUUGCAGCCCCUGAUGGAGCAACAGAGACUUGAACAGGGCAGCUUCCCAGAAGGGCCUGGCUCUGGCACAGGGGAUGAGGCCAACGGGCUGCGGGGAGACAGACAGAGCCGGACCCGGGGCCCAGCCCCGCCUGCCAUGCCCCAGAGCAGGUCAUCCGAGCUGGCCCACGUGGGCUCCCUGCCCCCUCGAGGCCCGGAGCUCUCUGCCCAGGAACAGAUGGAGGGAAUGCUGUGCCGCAAACAGGAGAUGGAGGCCUUCAGCAAGAAGGCCGCCAACAGGUCAUGGCAGAACGUGUACUGCAUCCUGCGCCGCGGGAGCCUCGGCUUCUACAAGGACGCCAAGGCGGCCAGCGCGGGGGUGCCAUACCACGGAGAAGUGCCUGUCAGCCUGGCCAGGGCCCAGGGCAGUGUCGCCUUCGACUACCGCAAGCGCAAACACGUCUUCAAGCUGGGCUUGCAGGAUGGAAAAGAAUAUUUAUUCCAGGCCAAGGAUGAGGCAGAGAUGAGCUCGUGGCUCCGGGUGGUGAAUGCGGCCAUUGCCGCCACGUCCUCCGCCUCCGGAGAGCCCGACGAGCCGGCGGGGCCCAGCGCCAGCCGGGGCAUGACCCGGGCCAUGACCAUGCCCCCUGUGUCACCGGGUGGGGCCGAGGGGCCCACCAUCCUGCGCAGCAAGGACGGCCGAGAACGAGAGCGAGAGAAACGCUUCAGCUUCUUCAAGAAGAACAAGUAGCUGGGGGGCAAGGCCCCCAGGACAGCUCCCUCCCUCUCUUGGGGAAACUGCCAGGGACUGUCGACAGGGGCCACCCACUUGUCAGGACAACUGCCUGCUGCUAGGGUCUGUUGCCAGGGUCAAGCAACAGGAACCGUCCCUGGGGACAUGUCGGUGUUUCCGAGGGCAACCUUCCUCUUCUGCUAGUGAAUUCCAAGCCGGUGGUUGGACCCUGGCAGCUCCCAGUACCACCCCUUCCUCCCUCUUCCCCUAGCCUUAUGCCUCUGCCCCCCAUCGCGGUGCAGACAGUGCCGCCCCCUCAACGUGCGCCAUGUGGGGAAUGGCUACCCCUGACUCAGGGUCAUCCCCCCAACACAGCGAGGACACCCCGUCUGGUUCCUUGCCCCCGGGGGCCGGCCAGGAACCUCUCAGAGCUGGAGCGGGACCCAGGGGCAGGAGGGCCAGGUGUCAGAGUCAGAGAUGCAGACGAUGCCCCUUCCCUUCCCCGCCCUCCUCGUCCUCUGACCCCAGUGGCCACUCCAUCUCCAGUGAUUCUCAACAGCGCCCAGGGUUGAGUUGUUCGGGGGCCACCGUGGCCUCGAGUCUGGCCAAGGAGGUGAUUAAACAGCUCAGCUUCUCUUACUG